Molecule: messenger RNA, 1771 nt
Organism: Anthonomus grandis grandis
Lineage: Eukaryota; Metazoa; Arthropoda; Insecta; Coleoptera; Curculionidae
Exons: 2
Coding region: 143-1720 (525 amino acids)
Molecular function (GO): zinc ion binding
Source: RefSeq, a predicted model, not a curated record
UUGUACUAGCCAAAUAAUUGUAAAAAUCAAUAAGGAUGGUAAAUGUGAAAUAAAAUAUUACAACACCCAUUAUGGCCAUGACAAACAAGUUGAGCAUCUGCAUAUCCCUAAAACAGAAAAGGAUGCAAUUGCUUCAAAAUUAAUGCUAGGUGUUUCAAGUGACAGGAUCUUGGAUCAUUAUCGUGAAAACAUAUCCAGCCAAGAAAUACAGAGGAGUGAUAUUCUUACCAAGAAGGAUAUAAAUAAUGUCAAACAAACUUACAACAUUGACCUCAGAAAUGGUUGUCGGUAUUCAGUAGAUGCAGUUAGCAUAGAUCUUUGGAUAAAGGAACUUGAAACACAAGAAAAUAAUCCUGUAUUAUUCUAUAAAAAACAAGGUGUAGUAUCUGAACUAGAGACCUUAUUAAUAGAGUCAGACUUUUGCCUUAUCCUUAUGAACAGUGUUCAAGCUGAAGUACUGAAAAAUUUUGGAUCAAAUAUCAUUUGUAUAGAUAGUACACAUGGGUUGAAUCCAUAUGAUUUCGAGUUAACCACAUUAAUGGUUCUUGAUGAAUUUUCUAAAGGCUUUCCAGUAGCUUGUAUGUAUAGUAAUAGAAAAGAUACCUAUAUAAAUGAAAUAUUUUUUAGACACAUUAAAAAUAAAGUUGGAGCAAUUCACUCAAUGACGUUUAUGAGUGAUAUAACAAACACCUAUUUUAAUGCUUGGUGUUUAGUUAUGGGCACAGAGGUUAAAAACAGGUUGUAUUGUUCAUGGCACAUAGAUCGUGCAUGGCAAAAUAAUCUCAGUAAAGUAAAAAACAUGGAAAAAAGGAAAUGGGUAUAUCAAACUUUAAAAUACUUGCAAAGAAUAUUAGAGUGUGACAAAUUUGAAAAAGAGUUUCAUUCUUUUAUUCAAUUACUUAUGGAUGAAGAUCCUACAAAAGAUAUGGGAAUUUAUUUAAAAAAUAAUUAUAGCAAUUGCACCAAACAAUGGGCAUAUUGCUACAGGAAGCGCUGUGGUAUUUCGACAAAUAUGCAUAUUGAAAAUAUGCAUAAAAUUCUAAAGCAUACCUAUUUGCAGGGAAAGAAGGUAAAACGUUUGGAUAAGUCUGUACAUUUUGUGCAAAAGCUCAUACGAGAUAAAAUUAUUGAUAGGCUAAUUAAGCUAACCAAAGGCAAAAGUACAAAACAAUGUCAGCAAAUAAGUGCCCAACACCGUCUUGCACUAACAAUCAAAAGUGAAAUUACAGCACAAGAAGGAAACCAAUUUGUUAUUAAAAUAGCAAAUAAUAAUGAGCACUAUGUUACCAAGAUACAUGACAAUCCAUACUGCAAUUUAAAAUGUGUAUAUUGUAAUAUAUGUAUACAUUCUUUGGAAUGCACUUGCAUAGAUUUUAAUAUUAAGAAUAUUAUUUGCAAACAUAUACAUUGUGUUUGUCUUGGUAAUUUCAAUGUGACUAAGGCUGUGAUUUGUGAAGGAAAAAAUAAAAUUGAAAAUAAUGUUGAGUUAAAUAUGCUAAUAAGUAAUCCUAAUAUUGCUAUACCAUCAAAAUUAAUGGAUGAAGCUAUCAAAGAACAAAUAAAAUCAAAUUUAUUAGAUAUAUAUAACAAGGUAGAGAAUGAAGAACAUUCAUCAGAACAUCUCAAGGAUUUGUUAGACAAAUCUAAAAAUAUGUUAAUGUUAUUAAAAGUUGAAAGCAAAACCCCAUUUAUUUCUGUAGACAAAAAUAUAAAAAAAUAACCAAUAAACAAAAAUAUAAAAAAACAGUCAUUCUACUCAACUAAAAAAAGA